Molecule: messenger RNA, 5739 nt
Organism: Glarea lozoyensis ATCC 20868
Lineage: Eukaryota; Fungi; Ascomycota; Leotiomycetes; Helotiales; Helotiaceae
Product: Winged helix DNA-binding protein
Exons: 2
Coding region: 1-5739 (1912 amino acids)
Biological process (GO): positive regulation of autophagy; intracellular signal transduction; negative regulation of TORC1 signaling
Cellular component (GO): GATOR1 complex
Molecular function (GO): GTPase activator activity
Source: RefSeq, a predicted model, not a curated record
AUGGCGUCGGCUUUGCCUUCGACACCCCGACGCGGGACACAAAAAUCUUCACAGCUUCGACAUGUUAGCAAUGGCAGCUCCGAAAUGACACCAAUUGCUGAACCCGUGCUUUUCCCCUCUGGGACCGAUCAACAGGAUCCAAUCCUACCGAAAAGCUCCAGCGAGAGGAAGUGCACGCUUUGGAUUCAUGAUGACCUGUUUUCUCGGGACGAUGUUAUUCUCAACCUGGAUCAUUUCCCUGAUGUCAGGGUGGGAGAUCUCAUGGCUAUUGUUGAAUUGAAGACGGAUCCUCCGCUUCGAGACUUCCCGGAAAACAUAACAGCUCAUAAGACAGAGGCCGAAGCUCUAUCUACUCCUCCGCCUGGUGCCCGAAGCCAUUCGAAACCAAACAGUCCAAAUGGAGCGCUCCCAUCUUCAGCUAAGCAUGACCUUGACCUUGGAAGGCAAUGCCUUUUCAUAGCCAAAGACAUGUCAAAGGAAAUGAAAGCAAGACAGCCAACCAUGGAUGUCUCCGUAGCAAAACAUAUGGCGGAUACAUUCCACCUCAAGUCAAGAGCGCAGGUUCUUGUGAUUACCGCUGAUCCUGCGGCUACUUCUGCAUCUCAUGUAGAACUGUCCUUUAAAGAUGAGUAUCUUUCUCGGUCCGACAUGUGGAGAUUAGCUGUCGGUGAACUUGCCGAUAAGACAGUAUUCAAGGGUCAAAAGAUCAUCUUUCUUGGGAGCAUAAAGGCUCAAGUGACCUCUAUAUACAUUGCUGGACGUAAAGUGCAAUCCGCUCUUUAUUCUGCCAAUACGAAACCUGUCUUCAGGAGCGAGUCCGCUCGCUAUGUCUUGUUUAUUCAAAUGUCGAGAGAGAUGUGGGACUUUGAUUCUGAAGGGUCGGGCGAGAUCAUGUUCAACAAGGUUGUCAACGGCUUUCUUCCGGCGCUUUUCAAAAAAUGGGUUGCUCUGAAAGCAAAGCACCUGGUAAGCAUCGUUUUGUUCACUAGGGUUGAAUAUGAUACGGGAAUUGCUUCCGAACUGGCUGCCGCAACGCAUGAUGUAUCCUAUCAUACUGGAAUGCAAGCCGAAGGCAACAAAAAACCUUACAAAGACUUUUAUAGAGUCGUUGUGAGCGAAAUGGCUAGUGGGUCUUGGACUACAAUUCUAUAUCAAUUGAAGCGGGAAUUCAAGUUUUUUCGUCGAGAUAUAUCAUUACACCGUAUCAAACUUGUCAACGCUUUAUCUUCAACGACAGGAGACUCGUCUAGAGGAGUACUAGGCACUCGAAUUGAGGCGGAACCAUCGUUAGCGAUACACGGCAAUGUCCUCGAAGCAAUAAACUUAGCAUGCUCCCAAUUUGCGCACGACUACAUCGACCGAGAUCUCAUGCGAACAGGAAUAUCCGUUGUUGUCAUAACACCCUCUCCGGGCCUGUUUGAAGUUGACUAUAAGAUGCUCAGCAUGACUACCGAAAAUCUGAUUGGAAACGGCAUCGGAAUCGAUCUAGUAUGCUUGCCUAAGAUGCCCUUACAUUCUGUCCCUUUGUUUCGCUACCGCAAUCCCCAAUAUGCCCUAUUUCAAGAAGCUAUUCACAUGAAAUCUUUCCCGAGCGAUGACAACACCCCACGACAGAAUCCAGCCAUGUUUGGAAGUAGUUUCUCAUCUCAGAAUGGGUCUUUGUCACCUCACAAGGCCUAUCUACACGAUCGUGGCCUCCGUGGAGGGUCAUUCUCCAGCAAUGGUGCUCCAAGCGAGUGGUCUUAUGCAAUACCUCAUUGGAUUGAUGUAUCGUUUUGGACCGGAGCAUCCCAGGAUAUCCAUCUUGUGGAAAGCUCAGGAAACGUUCUUAGCAAACCAUUCAAAUGUGAGCGUACUGAGAGAUCUCACGAAUUUGAAAUUCGAUGCAAAAUGUAUGAAAUGGAAAUGGCUAGUGUGAUGGAAAAUGUCUUGACUGAGAUUGCUGUUACACCUCUACAGCAAGAUGCUCUCUUCCCCCAGAUGACCAUAGGUCCACAAGAAGUGCCUGGAGCUGCACAAAAUGCAGACGCAAAUACGGGCUUUGUGACUCGGACUAAGGUCCUGUCGAGUCUAUCAGAAUUCGUUGCAGGCCCUUCAAAAGCUCAAUAUGACCGACAUUCUCCUCAGGGAGAAAGAUCUUUGUACAAGGCUGCCGAUAAAUUCGACGCUGCAGUAUCAGAGAUCGCCGAAGGCGUCUCCGAGCUCCCUACCAGUGGGGAAAACAGAAGACUUUCAAAAGCAGGAAGUGAGGACAUAACGAGGAAGGCCCUGGCGGAAGAUCCCAAAAUAUUUGGUACAUCAUUCCAUGACAACAAUAGCACGCCUACCGGGCCUAGUAUCCUUGGAAGCUCGUACAGUUCCACCAAAAGUAAACAAAACACUCAAGAUACAGAAGAGAUAGUAAAGCGUCGUCAUGAUAGUGUAAGCAGCAUGACUAUGGCCAAGCCAUCUCCAGCAAGGCCUGCUAAAUUUGGUCGACAAAUAAGCUUGGGCAAAUUCGGCUUUGGGAUUGCUGCACCAAAGGCGGCAACUGCGCAGAUUCAGACCGAGCACGCAAGUGCAGCAAGGCCAGCGACGGCGAUUGGAAAGGUCAACGAAGGAAAGAAGCCAAAGAGUACAACAAUAGCGAAUCAGCUCCUAAGCACUGCAACUCAUGAGCGACCAACAUCGUCAAGUAGCGAAAUCUCGAAAUCAAAAUCAGACACCCCACCAUCGGAACGCGGAGACGAGCUCAAAGAUACUCCAAGAGCUUUAGGAGGAAAGCCUAUGACCGUGAAAAGUGCUCUACAGUCACUAGACUCGACCAAUCAAUUCAAAUCGCGGUCGAUGCGUGGAUCAUUUUAUGACGAUAAGUUGGAUGAAGGGGAAACUGUCGGUUCCUUUAAAAUGAGGUACCAUGAUACUCAGAAGCUUUUCAACUCGAAGCUGUUGGCAAAAUCGGUUCCAGAACUACCUGCAACUUUGUCACCAGGUACGGCCCUAUCUCCUUGGCUUAGCGUUCUCAAUCCUUCGAACCCGACGGCGAACGACGUUGCUGGACCAAGUCAGUACAGGCGUUGGCAGCAUGUUUUCCCAAAACCAGUUCAUACCAACACAAUGAAAUGGAAGUCUCUUUGCUGCCCCGCGGCUGUACCGUUAACAACAGAAUAUUUCCCUACAAAGCACCAACUUGAGACGGAGUACCAACAGAAGCCUUAUAAUAUAUCCCCAAACACGGAGGAUGAGCUAAGCGAGGUCCCAACGUCUCGUGAUGAUUUUCUUCGAGAGUUAAUCGGCCUGAGACUGUCCCAGGGGUUCCAGAUUGUGCUUGGAUCAGCAGUUGCCCAGGCUUUCGGGCAAAAGUUUUUAAAGAUAGCUAAUGUCUUUGAUCCAAAAGACAUAGCUGAGGAUGGGGCCAGCGUGUUUAUGUCUAUGGGAAAUAUCAUCCACCAACUUUCUUGUGUUAAUGAGACUGAAAUCGAGGUCAACAUGUUUGUUCGGAAACCAAUAGCUCCGACGGCUCCUAAUGCCGCCACUCCGUUGAUAUAUAAGCCUGCCGUCAAAACAACGUUAGCUUUGGAUUACAAGUCGCGACAGGUCAUGCUUGGAAAGCCCAAAGAGGAGUAUAAUUGGAAUUAUGUUGAUUCAUUCAUUGCGGGCUUUGAUGAAGAGAUGUCGGAGAAUCUUCGAUUCUGGCGUGCAAGAUACGUCCUCAUACCUGUCGAGAGACCAACUCAAUCCCAAAGAAGGCAUGACGGGGAUAAUGAGGAAGAGAUCCGAUUAGAGGGAAUCAAAAAAUUGACUCAAACGUGGCAACGACAUAGAAUCUUAUCUGCAUCCGAGAAACGAUUUCAGAGCCUCGCCGCUCGGAAAACCAAAGAUCAGAACCCUCUCGAUAUUGUGUACAAGACUGAAGAUCCAUCAAUUGUCGUCAGUGCGGAGCUUGAGACCCUGCCUUUGGUUGAGACUGGCAAUACGGGAUUUCAAAGAAGCCAACUCAUCGAGAGUGAGAGAUUCAGGCAGUCAAAACUCGAUAUUGCGUCUUUAGCCGAAGCUAUACAAUCACCUGUUGAGCGUGGUGGGGUGCGAAUGCAAAAUCGAAGAUGGCAUUUCCGACUUCAUUACAAUUGUUUUAUUGGUUCCGAUAUGACAACCUGGUUGAUAGAGAAUUUUGAAGAUGUCGAGACAAGAGAAGAGGCAGUCGAGCUUGGGAACUUAUUGAUGGCUAAAGACGAUCUUCAGCGGAUCAAAGAGCGUGAAGUUCCAAAAGACAACGUCAAGGAUAAGGAGAUGGGAAUAUUCGUCCAUGUCGAAAAACGCCAUCCUUUUCGCGAUGGGCAAUAUUUUUACCAGGUCACCGGAGAAUAUGCGAAACAGCGACCAGAUAGCAGGAGUGGGUGGUUUGGGUCACGGCGUCGUGACCAAUCCGUUCCAUCUACUCCACUCGCAGAAAAUCUUCCAAGAGACUCACCAAGGCCGGAGAGGUCGAGGUCAAGCUCAAAUUAUGAUGAACGGUCUUCAGAUUCUGGUACAACAACGCCGACAACUCUUAACGGUCUGGGCGCAAAAAGACCGAAAGUAUAUCUGAGUAAGGUGAUGAAGUAUGAUGUUGACCAUCGACGGAGAUCUUAUCGACCUGAGAGGAUCAAUCUACAUUAUGAUCGUCUACACAAUCCCGACAACUGCUACCACAUUCGAAUUGAUUGGAUGGGAGUGACAGCAAAACUAAUUGAGGACGCAAUAGAAUCUUGGGCCCGCACAGCAGAAGGAUAUGGAUUAAGACUUGUCGAAGCUCCCAUAGGCGAAGCUUGCAGCAUCACCGAGAUACACCCUUUUCGUAGCCCAUACAUAAUCGAACUGGCACUUCAACCUCCCGAUCAACAACCUCGGACUUACUUUGACGCCAGCUCAUUUGCGCCUCAAUUACCAGCAAGUCGUCACUACUACCAAAAAGCAAUCAUGAAGAAAUUCAACUUCGUCCUCGAUGUCGAAGCAGCUCGCAACUUCCCUCUCAACGUAGACGUAACCUACUCCUGGGGCCGUCCGGACUACAAAUACACCCAAUACAUCCACCGGUCCGGCAUCCUCCUCGUUCAAAUAACCGACGAAGGAAGUUUCCUCCUCCUUGCAAACAGACUCUACAAUAACCGCACAGCCGCAGCGCGCGAAUCCGACAGGUAUGUCAAGAACGAUAAUACUACAUCUCUUGAAUCCCGCUCGACUCGUCUCCCUCCCACCUCCCACAUGUAUGGGUCUAUAGGAGCCCUCUCCUCCUCUCCACUUAACUCUCCUUUGCUCCGUCCGGUUCCUACGAGCCAUCCUUCUCCCUUGCUACGUGCCACUUCUGACGUCCUGGGUCCUGUUAGCGCUAAGACCUCUGCUGUUCUGUCGCCUGAAUCUAUCAAGAAUGAACUUGAGGAAUUUUGUCAUUCGAAGGGGCAGCUGGAAGUGUUUUAUAAGGAGGUUCUGGAGCGCGCGCAAGUUCCGCAAGCGACGCCACCGACGCUGAGGGGACUGGCGGGCGUGGGGUCUGAUGUUAAUAUUCCGCUUCUGGGACUCCCACCUAGUUUGACUAGGGGGGCGGAGAGGGAUACAAGUCCUGGCCCGGUCAGGUUGAGGGAUAUUAGUGGCGUGGGGAGUUCGAUGCCGCCGUUGUUGGGGAGGAGGAAUAGUACGCAGGUUGGGUAUGGCGAGGGGUUGAAGAUGGCUGGGAAGGUAGAUAGAGGGGAAGAUAAGAGUGCGGAGGGGGAAGGGAAGUGA